Molecule: messenger RNA, 820 nt
Organism: Solanum verrucosum
Lineage: Eukaryota; Viridiplantae; Streptophyta; Magnoliopsida; Solanales; Solanaceae
Exons: 3
Coding region: 149-811 (220 amino acids)
Biological process (GO): CAAX-box protein processing
Cellular component (GO): membrane
Molecular function (GO): metalloendopeptidase activity
Source: RefSeq, a predicted model, not a curated record
GAUAAAGCGAGCUUGUACUCAGUUUUCUAUUCCAAAAUUUGUGCAAUAUUUUCAUUCAGAAAUAUAAGUGAACAUUUUUUCAACUUAAUAGGGAUUCUCUGUCCUUAAAUCAGAUACUCCUUGUGAUAGGGGAAGUUUGUGGAGCAGCAUGGCUUUCUACCUGUUCAGUGUGCAUGUUCCUUUAAGUUUUGGAGGCUUGUCUGCCGUUACCAGCAUAUUGCAUUGUUCAGCACUUGAUCCACAGACCGAGGCAUUAUCCUUAGUUGUACUUCAGAUGUUAGAGCUUAUUGUGGUUCUGCUUCUUUUAAGAUGUACCGGUAAUCCCCAAUACAAGCUUCGUGAUUUCUUUCAAGGGAAGCAAUCAACCAGAGAAAGGAACUGGUUACUUGCGUCAGCUCUUGGCUUUGUGUUCUUGGUUGUUUUAGUUUUCGUAACAUCAAUUAUCGCUGACACGUUGGUUGGUACUAAGGAAGUUAACAAUCCAAUCUUGAAGGAAAUUCUUUCGAGUGGUCCAAUAUCGAUAACAUCAUGUAUUCUAGUCUACUGUGUCAUCACCCCGUUGCUAGAAGAAAUCGUCUACAGAGGUGUCUUCUUAACCGCGCUUUCCUCCACAAUGAAAUGGCAGGAAGCAGUGACUGUUAGUUCAGUAGUUUUUAGUGCAGCUCACUUCUCUGCUGAAAAUUUCAUACAAUUAUUCAUCAUAGGUUUAAUCCUUGCAUGCUCUUAUUGCUGGAGUGGAAACUUAAAGUCUUGUAUUGUAAUUCAUUCAUUAUACAAUGCUUUAACCUUACUAAUAACAUAUACAUCAUGAAUUGUUGAU